ACAUUUGUAUUAAGAAAAAAAGCUUUCAAAGGGUAUGUCACAAGUUAUAGAGCAUUUAUCUCUAAUUAUACAUAUCCUAGUAUUAUAUUUGAAAAUAUUAGACAUACUAUUUAUAAUAUUGUGACUAAUAAUGAUUUAAUUUCGAGAAUGAAAAUUUUAUUAAAUCUAAAGAUAAAAUUUAUAAAAUAUUCAGAAAAUGAAACUAUUACGUAUCAGGAUGUGUUUUUCUCCAGUCGAGUAGAACAUAUUUUAUCUCGGUAUAUGAUCGAUGAAAGGUUAACAAAUGCUUUUGAUACAAUUUUAAACUUCAUUGAUCAGUUUAUAAAAAACGGAUCAGGGUGGAUAAUUAAGGAAAUUAUAUUUUUAGAUAUUCAUUUAGGAAUUUAUAAGGCUGAGAGUGGUGGAUGUGGUAAUAUCAUCCUACCAAAACAUUUAAUUAAUAAGCGUUGUUUGUUGAAUAUUAAAUGUAGUGAUAAUCAAUGUUUUUUAUACUGCGUAAUUGCUAGUUUGUAUCCAAAUACUAACAACAAAAAUUCGAUUUAUUCGUACAGGAAAUUUUUGAAAUAUUUAAAUACAAAUACCCUAAAAUUUCCAGUAAAUAUUAAAAAUAUUCCAUCAUUUGAAAAAAAUAAUAGUUUAAAAAUUCAAGUAUUUGGAUAUGAAAAAAAAAUAAUUUAUCCUAUUUAUAUAAGUAAAUAUCAGUUCGAAAAAGAAAUUAAUUUGUUAUUAUAUAAAUCCCAUUAUUUUCUAAUUAGAAAUUUUAACAGACUAUUGUCAGAAAAAUCAGGAAUACGAAAAUUUUGUAAACGAUGUCUUAUAGGCUUUCAAAGAAGCCAUACUUUAAAUGAGCAUGUGAAAAUAUGUUCUAAUUAUAAAUAUCAGAAAGUUUCUACCCCGACUGGAGAAAGAGCGGUUGCUAAAUUUACUAAUUACGAGAAGCAAUUAUAUCACCCCAUAGUAAUUUAUGCUGAUUUUGAAUCGAUUCUAGAAGAAGUUGAUGUAAACGCUGUAGAUCUAAAUUCUAGUUUCACUAAAACUAUUCAGAUUCAUAAACCUAUAUGUUAUUCUAUCAUAAAAUAA
Messenger RNA from Centruroides sculpturatus (bark scorpion), 1080 nucleotides. RefSeq lists its product as uncharacterized. The record is from RefSeq and is a predicted model, not a curated record. The annotation marks the transcript as partial. Lineage: Eukaryota; Metazoa; Arthropoda; Arachnida; Scorpiones; Buthidae. The transcript has 2 exons.